AUGCGGUUCGAUGCGAAAAGCGUGACGAUCGAUGUGACGUCAUUUACUCCGCGCGAUGCGCUGCAGACGCUGGAGAAAUAUAUGCACGAGGGGGCGAAGUAUCAUCAACUGAGAGGCAUCGUGGCGAACUGGUUCGCGGAGGUUGUCCCUGAGCCGGCGACAUUCGUCGUUGAGUUCGUCGAAAUCGUGUUCGUCCGGCUGAGCGAGCACGGUUACAGAGAGACAGAGGAUGACGACGGAGACGCCAUGGUGUGCAUGUACUUGAUGUUAGAGAGCUUGGGCCGUGUGCCAGGAGCGAGGGAAGGCCGCACUCGCCGACGUUUCGCAACCAACGUCACGCGCGGGGUCGUGAAGUCGGAUCGCGCUCGCGCUCGCGCUGGAAAGUUGGUUAAAUUGGCGAUUACAGAUAUCACAGAACUUAGUAUUGCGCCAGUGCGCCCAGUGGUGCGACUCAUCGAGACGUUUGGCCUCGAGUUGGAAGACUUGAGUUUUGCGAGUCGUGACGAGGCAAGUGAUGCAGUGACACGUUACAUCAACGAGCAGAUCGAUCGGGGCAAGCAGCGCUCGGCCAUGGCGCUCGUGUUUCACUUCAAUUUGGACCAAUUUGCGACGUUUGAAACGCUUCUUGGCUUGGUACAGGCGAAGGAAUAUACGAUCGCGCUUGAGUUCGCUUCCAUGGAACCUCGCCUAACAAAACAGUGGAUUGAGCUGUGUAUCAAUGAUGGUGUAGAGAACCACAAUCACGCGUCGCUACGCAACGCAUAUAAAGCCGUCACUACGUUUAAGUUAGAACAUGAGUUUCCCGACGUGCGAACGGUAUAUUACAAAUCAACUAUUUCAAGAAUGAUUGGAAAAGGGAGUUUUGAAGCGGCGUUAAGACGCGCUGGUUCGGAUGAAGAACUGCAACGGUGGGUCGUGGAGUCUCUCGCUGCGACGGAUCAGUUUGAGUACGCCGUCGAAUACGCAAAUCGCUGCGGACUAUAUUUCAACUGUGAUGCAAACGAGUUGGCCGAGAUACAAGCGCGUCGUCGAGCAACUUUUUUUCAGUUGCCACGGCAUCUUGAUGGUGCGUGCGUCUUUGUAGACGACGAGAAAAGCUUACUUGAGGCGUCACACCGGUACCUUUGGAAUCAAGGUAUGAUCGGAAUUGACACAGAGUGGGGAGCAGACGUGGGAGAGGAUGCGGAUAACGCCGAUCGUAGCGGGGAUGAGGUCGCAAUACUGCAGAUAGCGUCCCAGCUCGGGGUGGUGAUUUUGGACGUCCCCAAGCUUCUGUACUCUUGUCCGGACACCUUGGAGACUACCAUCGGGAAGAUGUUCGAAGACGAGGAGGUUUUAAAGUUAGGGUUUGCAGUUCAAGAGGACCUUCGACGGUUGUCUAAGUGUCACAAGGCGUUUAAGACCGUGCAAGGGGUCGUUGAUUUACAGAAGCUAUGGAAAUUGCUCGUCUCGAAAGCGCGCACACGCAGCGUCUCUGCUCCUUGGUCGACCGAGGCCGAACUUUUGCGGUAUCAACCCGUGGGUCUUAGUGCUUUAGUGGCUGCCGUGCUUGGAAAACCACUGGACAAGAUGAUGAGGAUGUCCGACUGGAGCCGUCGCCCGCUGACGCAGUCGCAAAUGGAGUACGCCGCUCUCGACGCAUGGACUCUCGUCGAGGUCCAUCGCACGUUGCUCGAGGCUCACGGCGCACACUACUCUCCACUCCUCGAGCGAGUGCGUAAAUCGUACGACUAUACGCGUUAG
Molecule: messenger RNA, 1743 nt
Organism: Ostreococcus tauri
Lineage: Eukaryota; Viridiplantae; Chlorophyta; Mamiellophyceae; Mamiellales; Bathycoccaceae
Product: Ribonuclease H-like domain
Exons: 1
Coding region: 1-1743 (580 amino acids)
Biological process (GO): nucleobase-containing compound metabolic process
Molecular function (GO): nucleic acid binding; 3'-5' exonuclease activity
Source: RefSeq, a predicted model, not a curated record